AUGACCGGCACUGCCGACAAGUAUCACCAAGUCGCGUCGCCAGCCAACUCGACCUCCGUUCCUGUGAGCACCGCCGAAUCCUUUGACAUGUCGGAUCCCGUGCCGCCCCGGUUGGCGUCGUUUGCCCAAUUGUUUCAUUUCGCCGACAGUACCGACUACGUACUCAUGGCUGUCGGGUCCAUCGCGGCAAUCGCGACAGGCCUAACCGAUUCGAUUCAAAUGGUCCUCCUUGGCAACGUGAUCAACGCGUUCAUCAAGCCGCAGGAGUCGACAUCCGAAGUGCCGUUUGACCGUGACGCGUUUCAGCGCGGCAUUAACCGCGUUUCCGUUCAAAUUGUCAUCCUUGCCGCGGUCGUCUUCGUGUGCGGGCUCCUUCAAAUUGCAUGCUGGUCCAUCACGUCUUCCCGCCAGGCCAAGAAGAUCCGCCAUGCCCUCGCGUCAGCGAUCUUGCGCCAAGACGUCGCGUGGUUUGACACAAUUGAUCCGAUGGAACUCGCCACGCGAGUCGCGCACACGACGCUGCUCGUACAAGAAGGCAUUGGUCGAAAAGUCGGCGAUGCGCUCAACUUCAUCUCGAUUGGAGUGAUGGGCUUCGGGCUGGCUUUCUACUACGGAUGGCAGCUCUCGCUCGUGCUCCUGGCCUUUGUUCCGCUCAUGACGAUCAGUUCGUAUUGCAUGACAAAGGCUGUGACAGCGGCUGUCCAGAGCGGCGCCAAAGGGUAUGCCCAUGCCGGCGGUAUCGCCCAGGAAUCACUGUCCAACGUCAAGAUCGUCCACGUGCUCAACACGCUUCACGCAGCCGUGGACAAGUACUCGGCAGCGCUCAACGACUCUCAAGCGGCGGGGAUUCGCAAAGGCCGUGCCGUUGGCAUCGGCAUCGGCAUCGAUUUCUUCAUCCUCUUUAGCACGUACGCCGCUGCAAUGUAUUACAGCGCGACGCUGCUCCCAGUCGUGUGCUCGCUCGAAUCAGUGCUACGACAGCGGCCGCAUCAUCACAGCAUUUUUCUGCGUCGCCAUCGGCGCAAGUGCCUUUGGACGCCUGGCCCCGACUCUCGAAGCCACUACAAUAGCUCGAUUGGCGGCGUUUGA
This is a messenger RNA of Aphanomyces invadans, 1089 nucleotides long. RefSeq lists its product as hypothetical. Lineage: Eukaryota; Oomycota; Saprolegniomycetes; Saprolegniales; Verrucalvaceae. Gene Ontology annotation, molecular function: ABC-type transporter activity; ATP binding. The transcript is spliced from 2 exons. Gene Ontology annotation, biological process: transmembrane transport. Gene Ontology annotation, cellular component: membrane. The record is from RefSeq and is a predicted model, not a curated record. The coding region runs from base 1 to 1089 and encodes 362 amino acids.